GUUUUCCGCGCUCACAUUAAACCUGCAGCGGGCUGCUGCUGUCCUGCUGUCAUAGAGUCACACCGCUGUACUGACCUCAUCUAUGGACCCGUUUAGCACUAGUGUUAGCCAGCUAGCUGUGUUGGGUAUUUUAUACAAAUACUGCGCGGACCGUAAAAAAACAGCUAGUUAAAAUGUCCACGUUAGUUUUGUCUGUCAGCUGAAGUUGGCUGGAGUCUCUUGUUAGCUAACUAAGUGUAGCGGCUAGACGAGCGUUUGUUUUUAGCCGACUAGCAAUAGUAGAGUUUAACUAGCUAGUUAGUUAGCUUAGCUAACCUAGCUAACUAACUAAGAUAGCUAAGUUAGCUUAUAAACGCCAAAGGGAAUAUGGUGUAAUUUGAGAGUUUGGGUGUUAAACGUGGCUGUGUUCCGGAGGAGAUAAGUGCUGAUAUUGACUGUAAGGCAUGCCUGUCCACACAGUGAAAGAUGUGAACGACCUGGACACUAAGGUCCCUCCACAUCUGCAGCACGUCUCUAUAUCAAACCUCAAACUCACCUCUGACUGCCUGCACAGGAGUGUUAAGGGUAAAGUGGUUCAGAAGGGCCCUGUAGUAUCUUGCAGACAGAGAGAAUAUCUGCUGAAGGCUGUUAUCCAAGGGGAAGACCCCCAACAGAGAUCAGCUUCACAGCAUGCAUCAAUCAAUGUCAUUUUUUUUGGCACAUUGGCCAAGGACUUCUCACAGUCUGUCAGUCAAGGGGACAUUAUCUUAUUGGCCGGCUUCACCAUCAGUAAGUCACCAUCUGAGCAAACUGACAAGCUGCAUCCCUGUCACUUGGAGAUGAGUGGCCCUGAUGCCUGUGUGCAUGUGUGUCCCUCUGCUGGUUCCUCAUCCAGUGGAUCUACUACUUCUGAGCCCAAGUACACUUAUAUUCCUUUAAGUGAGCUGAAACCCAGGAGAAUAGUGAAUGUGUAUGGUGUGGUGACAUUUUUCAAGCAGCCCUUUCCCACCAAAGGCACAGAUUACUGUUCUACACUCAAGAUCACAGACCAGUCUAAUGCAAAAGUGGGCUGCACUAUAUUCAGUGAAAAGCUUGAAGACCAUCCUAAAAUCUUCAGGGUUGGAGACAUAAUUCGGCUCCACAGAGUGAAGGCACAAAUGUUUAAUGGCUCCAUGACUCUUCUGACCACCCUGGGCUGGUCUACAAUCACCUUUGAUGGAAUGAUUGACAGCCCGGUUGAGCCCCGCACAUCAAGCCGGACUUUCCACUUUGCUGAAGCUGACAAACAUACAGUGGAAGCACUCCGCCAGUGGGCAGCGAGCCAGUCACUGCUCACCAGUGAGUCUACUGUCCCCCUGUCCUCAGUGCAGCCCAAGAUGUACUUUGAUCUGACCUGCCAGCUGUUAUCAAAGGCCUGCAUGGACAGUAGAUGCAUACUGCUUAAGGUGUGGGAUGGGACAGAAUGUGGUCAUUCUCUGCUUAAUGUGGCUGCGGCACCAGAUGCCUUGGAGGGAGAGUCUACUUGUUUUCAGGAUCAACAGAACAUGACAGCCAAUAUUCUGGUCUAUGACAACCAUUUGGAAGUAGCCAGAAUGUUGCAGCCUGGCAUGUUCCUGAGACUAUACAACCUCCACGCAGUACCUCAGACACCUCCUGGCCAGCCCCCUGAUGUGCCCCAACACCUCGUUUUCCACCUGCAUGGCGGCACUUCAUACGGCAGGGGCCUGCGCAGCAUCCCAUCAGACAGUCCUGAUCUACAGUCCCUCAAGAGAGUGUUGGAGAGCCAUGCAGAAAAACAGGCUGCUGAAGCAGAGGUGAAUGAUGGCACUCUUCUAGAUGUGUGGUACACUCCUCCAGAGACAGUGGUGGAACAUACAACUAAAGACCCUGGUGAAGCAGAUACCGAAGACUUUUACACAGUUCAGACAUGUGACCACAGUCUGCAGCAGGUGUCACUUGCACAUGUGAAGACUUCCAUACCACCUGUGGUUUGUCACGUUCAAGCCAGAGUGAAGUCUUAUCAACCACAGAAACUGUACCAGUGUCUCAAACUCUUCUGUCCGCAGUGUAAAACAGUAAAAGAUGUCCCUGAUGAUGAGUCCAUAGCUCAGGUGUUCGAGGAGGCUCUGAGAAGCAGUAACCAGCCCUGCAGUGAGCACUGGGCGGUCACCUCCUCAGCAGACUCCCACCAGCUGGACCGAACCGUCACCAUGCACAUGUCCUGUGACAUGGUGCUGGACAACACUCACUUACAGAUGAUCUUUCUUCAGGGUGUGACCCUGGAUGAGAUGUGCAUAAUAUCUGGUUCUCAUAAGAACCUGGUCCCUGUGUGUUCAGGAGAGGACAGGAGAAUGAGACUUCUGGAUCUCUCUGCCCCAUUCCUCUUCUGUGGAGACAAGAGAUAUUAUGGGUGUGAACAUUGCUCUCAGUCCUCGUUUGUGGAUCCUGUUGUUUCUGGUGUAGACGUAUGGGACGAGCAGAAUGUAGCUAAAGCUCUUGGCGUGCAGCUUAUGCAGUAUAUGCUUCUGCUGCAGUUCGAGCUUGAGGAUGAGACUGGCACACUGGAUGCUUUGCUUUGGGAGGAUGCUGAGAGAUUCUUUAAUGUCUCUUCAGCUGAAACAUCAGCCAAUCAGGAAUUGCAAGACAGGGUUCAGAACAUCAUGGACAGGAUUCAUCCAUCAGGGAGUAGCAUGGCUGAACGGCCAUGGCUGGCUCUCUGCCUCAGUGUCUACACUGUAGAAGAGAAUGGCCGGACUCAAGUGUGCUACCAGAUCACUAACACAGAAACCAGGGGAAAUCUCUAGGCUCCUCAUUCAAGCCAUAGAACCUUUCCUUUAAGUGAAGGAUGCCCGUAUAAUAGCUUAAGCUAAAAAGACUGCCAUAUGAAGGUCAACCAAGGUCAGCCAAAAAUGUUCAAAGCUUCUGCUGAUGUGAAAUAGUUUGUCCUGUCAAGGCCUGUGUAUGUGUGCAAACAUUUGCACAAACAUACCAAUUGUGUCUUUUUCAGCUAAUUCCAGUGUACAGUUUUUAUUUAUUUGCUGAAAUUAUAAAGAACAAGACAUAAAAUUAUAUAUAACUGUGCAUACCUGCCGUAGUUAACCUCUAGAUUUGUCUAAGCAGGCAAGUAAGCUGUAAUUUUGCAUGAAAAUUUUCUGAAUUGUGUAUAAAUUGGUGCUUUUUAUUAGUGUUAACUACCUUCUGCUCCAUCAUAUCAGGUAAUAUAACUAUUCACUUAAUAACCUUAAAUCAGUCGUUUGGGGGUAGAGAAUGUAAGAAACUGUAUAGGGCAGUGGGGUCCCAGAACUAAUGCAUGUCAGAACUCAAAAACCCUCCAUUAGAGAUUUAUGGUUAGCUUGGUUGUUUAUGGAGGAAUCUGCUAAUAUACACCAGCCAGCCCCUUUAAUAAACCUCUCACAUCACAGGACCACCACACAACAGAUGAUGUUUGGACGUUGGCUCAUUCUUAGCACUGCAUUGACCCUGACAUGGUGGUGGUGGGUUUAGUAGUGUGUGUUGUGCUGGCAUGACUUAAUUAGACACAGCAGUGAUGUUUCCACUCACUGUCCACUCUAUUAGACUUUUCUACCUUGUAGAUAAUGUAAAGUCAGGGUCAGCAGCUCUGAAUCUGUUGCUUUAGUCCUUCAUCAGUGAAGAUGUUGGGCACAUAUUCCAGGUUGGUGGUCUAUUCUUAAUCCAGCAGGGACACAGGUGUUUAAAAACUCCAGCAGCACUGCUGUGCUGAGAAUGAACCACCACUAAAUAAUACCCGUCCUGUAGUUUCCUGAUAAGAUAAAAGGAGGCGAUAAAGUGUGCUGAGAAACAGAUAAUAGUCUGUAAUUAUACAGCUACAGAAUGCCCUAUUGGUCUUAAUGAAGUGGCUGCUUGGUGUACCAAUCUCAUGCUCAUCAUUCAUCUAAUAAACAUGGAAUCCUAGAUCUGAUUAAAAGAAUCAAAUGUGAAAAAACUUAAAAAUUAAUUACAGGAUUCAGAAUUUGAACAGUGGGGUCUCUCACUGGACAUUAUUUACCCACAUCUUCCUGAUACUUUUUAUAGCUCUUCUUUCAUAAUGUUUGAGCUCGCUGUCUUCAUAUAUUCAUAUAAAAACAUUAGUACACAUUGAAAUCUUCAUGGAAGCUAUGUUCUCAAGUGUUCUCAGUAUUAUGGCAGCUACGUAAAGACAAAUCUAAUAUAAAGCUUAGACCUGUAGACAAUGGUAAAAUGACUAUAUAAGCUAUAUAGAAAAAUGUAUAAAUAUGAAGUGUUUCCUAAUUUGUCUUUUUUCACUGAAUCGGUUUAUAAAUCUUGAAACUUGAAAUGUGUUAUAUUUGUGUUCUGUGUCUAAGCUGUCAUUGAGUUUUAUUUCUCUUUUGAAUACAUGAUAUCUAUUUUUGAAUGUCUUUGGCUGCCGUUUGAGUGUGAACCAUCUUGGUUUUAGUCCAGUAGAAGAAAAUGAAAAUUACAGAAAGUGUGCCUUUGCCUCUAAUUGAGCAACAUGCAUCUCUUUUUGGCAGAAUUGUCCAUUAUUAUAAUUGUUCAUACCUCAUUGUAAUUGUUCAUUUUCACAGCAGAUGAUAUGUAAUAAGUAACAGUGUCUUGUAUAGAUUUAAGCUUAUUUGCAACUUUUUAAGCAUUCAGGCUUCCAGUUUUAACUCUGUGAUAUAAAAUGCUCUUUUUCAACUUACGAAGUCCACUGAGUAUUAUCUGAAGUGUUUGUUUCCAAUUACUGAUCUUCACGGUCUUACUUCUUUUGUACUGAUGUACAAAGUAGUUGGUUUUAGCCUGGCUGCUGAUUUGGUCUGCUUUACUUUCAUAUCUUUUAAUGGGUAGACACCACCAGCAGACCAUAAAAGUAAAGUCUACUGCUAAGACACUUUCUUCAAAAAAAAAAAAAGCUGUCUGUCAGCUGGAAAGCUGAAAUAGCCUCAAAAAUUUCUCAGACAUUGCUGGUAGCCUAAAAAUAGGAGUAGUAAGCAUUGUGUAGAAAAUCGGCUGCAAUUUCUAAAUGAUUCAUCUGAAAAGGGUGAAAAUGUUUUAAAAUUGCAGGUGACUGCUUUUUGUUCCUCUGUGCACAUAACUGUCGUUUCAAAUCCCCGAUGACGCAGUCCUCAGAGACCCGAAGCCUUUCACAUGUUUUGCUCUUUCUCUCUCUCAGCUUUAAACUUCUGAACAAAGCAAUCUGCCUGAGGGGUCCUGCUGUCUUUCUGUCUGUCUUUCCUUCUUGAAAGGUCUUCUCCUUUUUGCUGUCUCGCUGUUUCAUACUACUGUAUCCUCCGGCUUUUUACUCAUGUGCAAAAACGGAUUUUGUGAUAAAAGGAACAACAGAAAUGCUUCAGAAUGUCUAUCACAAUAAAAGUUAAGAGUUUAUUCCUUCUCCUGUAAAGUUGCUAUGUUGGUGGUAUGGGUUUUUUAUGUGACAGUGACACAUUAUUUUCAACUGAUGUUAUGUAAAGUGUUUUGGAAGCUUUGUUGUAGAAUGCAGGUUACAAGUGAAAUGUGUAUUUCUACAUUCUUUUUUUUAUGUUACCGUUUGUUCCAAUUGAAAAGUCCCAGUAUAUUUAGAGAUUAAUAAAUAUUGAAUUCA
Messenger RNA from Astyanax mexicanus (Mexican tetra), 5560 nucleotides. RefSeq names its product protection of telomeres 1 homolog (gene pot1). Bases 444 to 2783 code for a protein of 779 amino acids. The transcript has 21 exons. Gene Ontology annotation, biological process: telomere capping; regulation of telomere maintenance via telomerase. Gene Ontology annotation, molecular function: telomerase inhibitor activity; G-rich strand telomeric DNA binding. Gene Ontology annotation, cellular component: nuclear telomere cap complex; chromosome, telomeric region. Lineage: Eukaryota; Metazoa; Chordata; Actinopteri; Characiformes; Acestrorhamphidae. The record is from RefSeq and is a predicted model, not a curated record.